UCCGCCUGCCUCACCGCGAAAAGUCCUCGCCGGUUACCAAACAAAAAAAAAAAAAAAAAAAAAGAACCUCCAUUAUUUAAUGUCCGCCCAUUUUCUCAGAGAGUGGACUCACUCUAAAGCUCUCAUUGACGCCUGCUGGUUCUGAUCGCUCGCAUUCCCCUCACUCCUCCUCGCGCUCCGCUCUCCGAAUUGGAAGGCCAGCAGCAAUGUCAGAGAACGCUCUUAGAGAUCUCAAUACCAUACCUGGAUCUGAGAGGAAGAAUGAAAGCUCUAGCAAAGGGGGCGUAACUAAGCCCGUCGCUGUGAAUGCUAAUGAAAAUCAUGAAGAAUGCCUGAAGAAAACCACAGCUUCGGUGGGUUCACUUUCUAUAAAUGGCGAGGAAGUUGCAAAUUCCAUACCCGAGGUUGGAAUUGCUGAAGUAGAAUACAUUGAAUCUGAGAAUCUGAAUGAUCUAGAAGAUGUUGAUACGAGCCUCAAGACACUACUAACUGGACUAGAGUCUAAAGAUUGGGUUCUGGUGUGUGAAGCGCUCAAUAAUGUUCGUCGGUUUUCUAUAUUUCAUAAGGAAGCCAUGCUUGAUAUGUUGGGAGAUGUGAUAUCGCUUGUUGUAAAGUCACUGAAGAAUCCAAGAAGUGCUGUUUGCAAAACUGCAAUAAUGACAUCUGCAGACAUUUUCAAUGCGUACAAUGAUGACGUGAUUGAUUCUUUGGACCCUAUGCUUACCCAACUUCUUCUAAAGUCAUCACAAGACAAGCGAUUUGUGUGUGAGGCAGCUGAGAGAGCUUUAGUAGCGAUGACCACUUGGGUUUCCCCUACAUUGUUGUUACCAAAGUUGCAACCAUAUCUGAAGAACAGAAAUCCUAGAGUUCGAGCGAAGGCAUCAACGUGUUUUUGUCGAAGUGUUCCACGACUGGGUGUUGAAGGUAUUAAAGCGUAUGGGUUUGACAAAUUAAUUCAGAUCGCUGCAUCUCAGCUUAGUGACCAACUUCCUGAGUCAAGGGAGGCUGCUAAGAUCCUCCUUCUGGAGCUGCAGACUGUUUAUGAUAAAUUUGAUGAUCCCCCUCCAGCCGCAGUGUGUGAGCAUCCAGAAACGAGCUCAGCAGCAGCAUCUGAGCUCCCAGAAACGAGCUCAUGGGAGAACUUUUGUCAGUCAAAACUCUCGCCUCUCAGUGCACAAGCUGUUCUUCGGGUAACCAGUGUCGCUCGGGAAGGUCUUGUUAUGGGAUCUUGACACAGGUUUAUAUUGAAACACGCAUGAGCUUUAGUAGCAUUUUAUCACCAUUUUCCAACAUAUAUGAUCUUUAGGGAAAAGGCCUAUAUCUGCCCUUGAUUUGAUUUGCUUGGUCAAUUUCUCUUUUCAUUUUUUCGUGCUUGUAAAUCCUUCGAAAGGUUGAGAUGUUUGGUCUUACAGUUGGAGCAUGUAGUUGAGCCAUAGUUUUACGAUAAUAUUCUUCACACAUCGCGAUAUUACAGCUGGGUUUUGUUCCUCCGAACAUUGCUGUCGAAAUGUUGAGGUGUUUCUUUUACUCAA
Messenger RNA from Pyrus x bretschneideri (Chinese white pear), 1532 nucleotides. RefSeq lists its product as uncharacterized. NCBI's taxonomy places the organism in Eukaryota, Viridiplantae, Streptophyta, Magnoliopsida, Rosales, Rosaceae. Bases 207 to 1232 code for a protein of 341 amino acids. The record is from RefSeq and is a predicted model, not a curated record. Gene Ontology annotation, molecular function: microtubule binding. Gene Ontology annotation, biological process: microtubule cytoskeleton organization. Gene Ontology annotation, cellular component: cytoplasmic microtubule. The transcript has 6 exons.